GAUCUUGGAGUCAGAACAACGAAGCAAGAGCUCUGUAAAGAAACUCAUCCACGAAGCCAACGCUUUGCACCUCCCGGAAGAUCUUCAUCAUGAGACAGUCACUCCUGUCCAUCAUCUUCGCUGCAGCACUCUUAUUUGAGUGCUAUUCUCUGUCCAUGGCAUUACCCAUGGGCAAGACUGAAGAGAGCACCUUAGAGCAGGAUAAUUUUGCCACGCUGCUGAGCGAUGACGUGACAGAAAACAGCUUCAACGAUGCAGAUCUGGUCGCUGCGGGCAAAGCCAGAGGGCCGAGGGUAAUUGUCGUCGCCGACCCAAGCCUGUGGCGGGACCUGCGGACACUGAACAAUGGACUGUCCCUCUACAAGCGGAGGACUGACGACAACAGCCAGGUCAUCGAACACAGAGGCCCCAGUCAGGACGUGAGCAUCCCCAUCCUGAGGAGGGACACAAUGAGGUGCAUGGUGGGACGAGUGUACAGGCCAUGCUGGGAAGUCUAGGACAGUUUGCUCUGCCCAUCAAGGCUCCAAAACAGAGGAUCACUGCCACAUCCUUUCCUGCCUUACCCUUGUUGUAUCAUAAUCUAAAAAUCUAUAUAUCUAUAUUUAAAUUAUUGCAGUUAUGAAAAAUAAAAUAAAUGAA
This is a messenger RNA of Larimichthys crocea (large yellow croaker), 639 nucleotides long. It is a transcript of the gene pmchl, whose product is annotated as pro-melanin-concentrating hormone, like. The record is from RefSeq and is a predicted model, not a curated record. The transcript has a single exon. Gene Ontology annotation, biological process: chemical synaptic transmission; behavior. NCBI's taxonomy places the organism in Eukaryota, Metazoa, Chordata, Actinopteri, Sciaenidae. Gene Ontology annotation, molecular function: melanin-concentrating hormone activity; type 1 melanin-concentrating hormone receptor binding. The coding region runs from base 90 to 497 and encodes 135 amino acids.